AUGAACAGGAAAGUGGCAGUCGUGACGGGGACGAACAGUAACCUCGGUCUUAACAUCGUGUUCCGGCUUAUCGAGACCGAAGACGCUAAUGUCAGGUUGACCAUCGUGGUCACGUCGAGGACGUUGCCUCGAGUGAAAGAGGUCAUCGAGCAGAUCAAGGACUUCUACAAGAACAAGUCAAAGCGGGUUAAUGACUUGGAGAUAGAUUUCGACUAUCUGUUGGUGGACUUCACCAACAUGGUGAGCGUCUUGAACGCGUACUACGACAUUAACAAGAAGUACGAUGCGAUAAACUACCUCUUUGUUAACGCAGCACAGGGCAUCUUCGAUGGUAUCGACUGGGUCGGCGCGGUGAAGGAGGUCAUGACCAGCCCAUUAGAGGCAGUGACGAAUCCGACGUACAAGAUCCAGCUGGUGGGUGUCAAGUCCAAGGAUGACAUGGGUCUUAUUUUCCAGGCCAAUGUGUUUGGUCCGUACUACUUCAUCACCAAGAUCUUGCCUCAGUUGACCAAGGGCAAAGCGUACAUUGUUUGGGUGUCCAGUAUCAUGUCCGAUCCCAAAUAUCUCUCGUUAAACGACAUCGAGCUAGUGAAGACGAAUGCGUCGUACGAAGGGUCCAAGCGAUUAGUUGACCUGCUGCAUUUGGCCACCUACAAGGACUUGAAAAAGCUGGGAAUAAACCAGUACGUGGUCCAGCCCGGUAUUUUCACGAGUCAGUCCUUUUCCAAGUACCUAAAUUUUUUCACCUAUUUUGGCAUGUUGCUCCUGUUCUAUUUUGCCAGAUGGGCCGGAUCUCCAUGGCAUAACAUCGACGGGUAUAAAGCUGCAAAUGCACCCGUGUACGUGACUAGGUUGGCCAACCCCAAUUUCGAAAAGCAGGACAUCAAGUACGGUUCUGCCACUUCAUGGGACGGUAUGCCAUACAUCAAGACCCAGGAAAUAGACCCUACCAAUAUGUCAGACGUUUUCGCUUAUCUACAGAAGAAAAAGUUGGAAUGGGACGAGAAACUGAAAGACCAAAUCACAGAAACUAGAAUCCCCAUUUAA
Saccharomyces eubayanus is the source of this 1047-nucleotide messenger RNA. It is a transcript of the gene ERG27, whose product is annotated as 3-keto-steroid reductase. Gene Ontology annotation, molecular function: 3-beta-hydroxysteroid 3-dehydrogenase (NADP+) activity. The record is from RefSeq and is a predicted model, not a curated record. The coding region runs from base 1 to 1047 and encodes 348 amino acids. Gene Ontology annotation, cellular component: endoplasmic reticulum membrane; mitochondrial outer membrane; lipid droplet. The transcript has a single exon. Gene Ontology annotation, biological process: ergosterol biosynthetic process. NCBI's taxonomy places the organism in Eukaryota, Fungi, Ascomycota, Saccharomycetes, Saccharomycetales, Saccharomycetaceae.